UAUCUGUGUUCUAUGGAUCGUUUGUUUUCUGAAGUCUUUGUGAAAUGAAAUCUUGUUAAAUCCACUUUAAUCUUAAAUUUGAGUUAAUAUAAUUUUGUGAAAAAUGUCCAUGUUUCCAGGAACUGUGGCAUUUGACGAAUUUGGUCGUCCAUUUAUCAUAUUAAGGGAUCAAGAAAACCAAAAACGGCUAACCGGUAUCGAUGCCUUAAAGUCGCACAUUCAAGCUGCUCGGCAGAUUGCUAGCAUUCUACGCACAUCCCUUGGUCCACGAGGUUUGGAUAAAAUGAUGGUCUCAUCUGACGGUGAAGUGACAGUCACCAAUGAUGGGGCAACAAUACUUAAACUGAUGGAUGUGGAACACCAGAUUGGAAAACUGAUGGUACAGCUUGCUCAAAGCCAAGAUGAUGAAAUUGGAGAUGGCACAACCGGUGUUGUUGUAUUGGCAGGUGCACUUUUGGAACAUGCAUCUAACCUCUUGGACAAAGGUAUUCACCCUAUCCGUAUAGCAGAUGGUUUUGAAUUGGCUGCCGCCACGGCUCUAGCUCACUUGGAUGGCAUCAGUGAAGCCUUCCCCGUUAACAAGAACACAAGGGAACAUCUUAUUAAGGUGGCAAUGACCACUCUUGGAAGCAAAGUCGUUGUUAAGUGUCACAGACUGAUGGCUGAAAUUGCUGUUGAUGCCAUUCUCUCAGUAGCAGAUCUCGAGAAGCGAGAUGUCAACUUUGAGCUGAUCAAAGUGGAAGGCAAAGUAGGUGGACGUAUGGAGGAUUCUAUGCUGGUUCGAGGAGUAGUCAUUGAUAAAACAAUGAGCCACCCACAGAUGCCUAAAGUUUUAAAGGAUGUAAAAUUAGCGAUCCUCACAUGCGCGUUCGAACCCCCAAAGCCCAAGACCAAGCAUAAGCUCCACGUUGGAUCCGCCGAGGAGUACAGAGAUCUGCGCAAGUAUGAGCAGGAAAAGUUCUUAGAGAUGGUGAAGAGAGUCAAGGUUGCUGGAGCAAAUCUCGCCAUUUGUCAAUGGGGUUUCGACGACGAAGCUAACCACCUUCUGCUGGCAGAACAGCUCCCAGCAGUCCGUUGGGUCGGAGGGCCUGAAAUGGAACUGAUAGCUAUAGCUACCGGUGGAAGAAUCGUGCCUCGCUUUGAAGAGCUUACUCCAGACAAGCUUGGUUCUUGUGGCCUUGUGAGAGAGCUUACAUUUGGUACAUCAAAAGAUGAGAUGCUGGUCAUCGAACAGUGCUCCAACUCGCGUGCGGUGACGGUGCUGGUGCGCGGCGGGAACCGCAUGAUCGUGGAGGAGGCCAAGCGCUCCGUACACGACGCGCUCUGCAUCGUGCGCAGUCUUGUGCAGGACUCACGAGUUGUGUAUGGAGGUGGAGCAGCGGAGGUGUCAUGUUCCCUCGCUGUAGCUAGAGCUGCUGAUAAGCUGUCUUCUCUCGACCAGUAUUCGUACAGAGCUUUCGCUGAUGCACUGGAGGCUGUUCCUCUUGCACUGGCAGAGAAUAGUGGUUUAUCACCUAUCGACACUCUGUCUGAAGUUAAGGCAAGACAAGCUGCUGAAAACAACAGCAAUCUUGGCGUUGACUGCAUGGGAAAUGGUUCAAAUGACAUGAAGGCAAUGAAUGUUAUUGAGUCGCUUCACUCGAAGAAACAGCAAAUAGCCCUCGCAACACAACUUGUUAAGAUGAUUCUCAAGAUUGAUGAUGUACGUUCACCGGCUGAUGGUGUUCAUUGAUGAGUUUACACUAUAUGUAGCUUUAUUCCUAUUAAACAAUAAUAUAACAUUUGUGGAACAGAUGUCUUAAGUUUUGCAUUUUAUUAGUGUACUGUACAACAUCGACCCUUCCUGAAACACUUCUUGUGGAUGUGUGCUUUCAUUUCUAAGCCGAAAUAACUCAGUGGAUAGAACAAAGAUCGAAAUUCACGGGUUUGAAUCGUAGCACUGCUAGGUUUCAUGUAUGUAGUAAAGAGGGGGAGGUCGGUUGGAGUUGCCAUUCAGCUAUCAACAAUAAAAUUUUAUUUAUAUAUUAUAGGUUUUUGUUACUAUACAGUAUACAUGUAUGCAUUCAAGUAUUAUAUAUGUUAUAUAUUAUUCUAUAUUCAACAUUCAAAAAUGUUAAAUAUAUAAUGAAUUAAUCAUUUUUACAAAUGUAAUAUUAUAGUUUAACUAGAAUAUAUGCAUACAAGUUGGGAUUAAAAUGUCUAGCUUUUAAGGUACUAUGUACUGUACUAAAUAAUAUUUUAAUUUAAUGUUUAUUUUAACAUGUUCGGUAUUAAUAAGCUUUGAUCACAAAACAUUUUAUUUUAUGCGGUACCAAAUAACUGCUAAUAAACGAAGCAUUAAUUUGAAAUUUGUUUUAUGUUUCUAUUAAACAGUAUUUUUUUAAGCCACCUUGGGCAUCACUGAUAAAACCGUUACAUUCUUGAUAUAGAUUUAUUAUAACAAGCUUAUAAUUAACUCUUUACAUUUGUGAUGGUCAAAAUCUUGUAACAGACUGUAUAUCCAGUUUCACUUAACACAUUGAGCUGCAAUUUUGCACUUUUUUUGUUGCUGGUAACAAUAUCAUAUAAAAUACAUUUUAUUUGUAUUAUUGGAAUAAAAGUUUGAUUUUAAUGUCUUA
This is a messenger RNA of Nymphalis io (European peacock), 2618 nucleotides long. RefSeq names its product T-complex protein 1 subunit epsilon (gene CCT5). Gene Ontology annotation, molecular function: ATP hydrolysis activity; ATP binding; ATP-dependent protein folding chaperone. The record is from RefSeq and is a predicted model, not a curated record. The transcript has 10 exons. The coding region runs from base 104 to 1732 and encodes 542 amino acids. Gene Ontology annotation, cellular component: chaperonin-containing T-complex. NCBI's taxonomy places the organism in Eukaryota, Metazoa, Arthropoda, Insecta, Lepidoptera, Nymphalidae. Gene Ontology annotation, biological process: protein folding.